AAGGAGGGGGAAAACGCAUCAAACUUCUCUUUUUAAAAAAAUGAAAAAUGUCCGGCCGGCCAAUAUUGUUACUGGAGCCAGCAUAAUGAUAAAAGAAAGAGUCUUGGAGGGGGGGUGGAGAAUGUUAAAAUGAGAAGAGGAGGAGGAGGGGCAGGGUGAGAGGAAGUCGAGAUUUUGCAGGAUUUCAGUGUGUGUUGAGGAACGGGCAGAGCCUUUUGGAGGCUUCACUCCAGCUGGGUCUCCGGAACCAGCACCCAAGGGAGUUCUGACUAGCAGCUUCUACAGCCUGAGAAUACCAACUGGGUGCUGGAUCGGUGCAAGGGGUGGUGGGUGGCCUGGGACUCGGCGAGACCCACCCACUCCGUGCUCAGCCAUGUGGACGGUUGCAAAUCUCAACGUCGGGGCCUUGGGUUUCUUGGUGGUCGCGGCUUCCUGGGCAGUGGGCAGCCAGCGGAGGGCGGCUGAGGGGGGCAUCCGCAGGAGGUCUCACCGGGUUCAGAACGGGCGCUGCAGUUACACCUUCGUCUUGCCAGAAGCUGACCCCCAACCCUGCCAGCACCCCGGGGAGACCUUCAACGUCAACACGCUGCAGAGGGAUUCGCCAGCCGGCCCUUUGCUGUGGAGUGAUGACCAGUCCACUCAACGGGUCCAGCAGUUGGAGAGGGUCUUGGAAAACAACACCCAGUGGCUGCUGAAGCUGGAGAGCUACAUCCAGAUGAAUAUGAAGUCGGAAAUGGUGCAGAUCCAGCAGAACGUGGUGCAGAACCAGACGGCCACGAUGCUGGAGAUUGGGACGAACCUCUUGAACCAAACAGCGGAGCAGACCAGGAAACUGACUGACGUGGAGGCUCAGGUACUCAACCAGACCUCCCGCAUUGAGAUCCAGCUCCUGGAGAACUCUCUGUCCACCAAUAAGCUGGAGAAGCAGCUGCUGAUGCAGACGAACGAGAUCCACAAGCUGCAGAACCGAAACAGUAUUUUGGAGACCCGAGUCCUGCAGAUGGAGACGAAGCACCUGAUGGAGCUGGAAGGGAUCCGGACGGAGAAGGAGGAGCUGCAGCAGCUGGUGAUCCGCCAGAGCGACACCAUCGAGGUCUUGGAGAAGUCUCUCCAUGCCGCCAGCGGCAACACCAGUCUGCUCCAACAACAGCAGCUGCAGCUUUUGGAGUCGGUUCAGAAUUUGGUCCAGCUGGUCUCCCAAGGCAAAGUUCCUCCAAAGAAAGAAGACCGGCUGUUCCAGGACUGCGCAGAAAUCCGCCAAUCUGGAGUUAAUCUCAGUGGGGUUUACACCCUCCAUAUCAACAAUCUGACUGAACCCAAGAAGACCUAUUGCGAUAUGGAGACGGACGGAGGUGGCUGGACGGUGAUCCAGUACAGAGUCAAUGGCAGCGUCAGCUUCCAAAAGAGCUGGAAAGAAUACAAACAGGGUUUUGGGGAUCCAGCAGGAGAAUACUGGCUGGGGAAUGAGGCAGUCCACCUCCUGACCAACCAGGGAGCCUAUUCUUUGAGGGUCGAACUCCUGGACUGGGAAGGCAACCGCGCAUACGCCCACUAUGAAAAGUUCCAGCUGGGAAGCGAGCGUCAGCGAUAUAGGCUUUUCUUGAGAGGCUACAAAGGCAGUGCUGGGCAGCAGAGCGGCUUGCCUCUCCAAGGGGCGGGCUUCAGCACGCGAGACGCUGACAAUGACAACUGCCGGAACUGCAAGUGCGCCCAGAUGCUUUCUGGCGGUUGGUGGUUUGAUGCCUGCGGACUGUCGAAUCUGAACGGCAUCUACUACCCGGCAAAGCACAAUAUCCGGAAGCUGAACGGGAUCCGAUGGCACUACUUCCAGGGACCGGGCUACUCGCUCAAGGGCACGAGGAUGAUGAUCCGGCCUUCGGGCAGCCCUGAAGGAGCAUAGCGGAGAGACACCAAGCAGGGCUGCAGUUUCUGUGAGCCAGGGAGAGCAAACCUUGGCACAGGUAACAGGAACUGCCUUCUGGUUUGGACAGGUGGCAGGUGCAGAGAGACUCCCUGAAAAAGAGGCCCUCGCGAAUAGGAAUUCAUGGCUGCGGUCGGACGCAAACAGCACCAGCUUUCUCUUUCUCCUCCCAGAUGGUGCAGGAAGCUGUCUUUUGUGGGCUUUUGGACUUCCAAGAAAAUGUACGGCGAACUAUUCUGUAUGUUAAAGGCUGACUCUGCCCGUGAAAAGUGUGUCACACUAUCCGGCUCGUUUGGGGGCAGGGGGCGAGCUUGUUGGGUAAAUGCAGAAAAAUCUGGUCAGAUUUAUAUUAUGUUGUUGUUGUUUAGUCGUUUAGUCGUGUCCGACUCUUCGUGACCUCCUGGACCAGAGCACGCCAGGCACUCCACUCUUCCACUGCCUCCCGCAGUUUGGUCAAACUCAUGCUGGUAGCUUCGAAAGCACUAUCCAACCAUCUCAUCCACUGUCGUCCCCUUCUCCUUGUGCCCUCCAUCUUUCCCAACAUCAGGGUCUUUUCCAGGGAGUCUUCUCAUGAGGUGGCCAAAGUCUUGGAGCCUCAGCUUCAGGAUCUGUCCUUCCAGUGAGCACUCAGGGCUGGUUUCCUUCAGAAUGGAGAGGUUUGAUCUUCUUGCAGUCCAUGGGACUCUCAAGAGUCCCCUCCAGCACCAGAAUUCAAAAGCAUCCAUUCUUUGGCCAUCAGCCUUUAUAUUAUUUAUAUUAUGCUUCAGGCUUUAUUUGGCUAAAGACACACAUGAUCCUGCCUGUGUUGGACACUGGUUCUGCAGAGAUUGGUGGGAGUUCAGAAACAUCUGGAUUGCCAAAGGUUUUCCCCAUCCCUGAUUUAAUAUAAGACAGGGUCAUGCUCUGAAGAUGAAGCUGAGUUCCCUUCCUUUGCUUCACAUAAACACAAAUAGGCUCAGAGACCCCACAAUUUGGAGCCUCGGUGCCAUGAAUGGACUAAGCUGCCCUCUGCUGGCACAGUCUGGGUUGCAACAUCCUUGCAAGAGACUGUGAAGCGUUUCUGCUGUGGUUUAUGGGGGGGGGGUCAAACUGGCCAUUUUCAACCCCUUGCUUCAGCGAUGGCUGGAUAAGCUGGUCUUUUCUCCACGUUGAACUGGUCAGCAAGGCUAGCCCAAGAUGGGAAAAUCAAAAGGACCCUCUCUCCUUAUUAGGCACCAGGGGGAAUCAAGUCUCCAACGAACCCUCCUGGCAAAAGGCUCAAUAAAAUCUCACCUCGCCUUAGCAGUUCUGUUUCAAAACAUUUUG
Molecule: messenger RNA, 3226 nt
Organism: Podarcis raffonei (Aeolian wall lizard)
Lineage: Eukaryota; Metazoa; Chordata; Lepidosauria; Squamata; Lacertidae
Gene: ANGPT4
Product: angiopoietin 4
Exons: 9
Coding region: 374-1900 (508 amino acids)
Biological process (GO): signal transduction
Molecular function (GO): receptor tyrosine kinase binding
Source: RefSeq, a predicted model, not a curated record